This is a messenger RNA of Vanrija pseudolonga, 1111 nucleotides long. It is a transcript of the gene HMT-2, whose product is annotated as Homocysteine S-methyltransferase 2. Lineage: Eukaryota; Fungi; Basidiomycota; Tremellomycetes; Trichosporonales; Trichosporonaceae. The transcript is spliced from 3 exons. The record is from RefSeq and is a predicted model, not a curated record. The coding region runs from base 1 to 1059 and encodes 352 amino acids. Gene Ontology annotation, molecular function: zinc ion binding; S-adenosylmethionine-homocysteine S-methyltransferase activity. Gene Ontology annotation, biological process: S-methylmethionine cycle.
AUGACUCGCAUUCUCGUUCUCGAUGGAGGCAUGGGCGCGACGCUCGAGGAGCUCGGACACGACUGCUCCGGCCCGAUGUGGGGUAGCGAGCUGGUCACCUCCAACCCCGGCGUUGUCACGGCUGCCCACAAGGGCUUUGUCGACGCCGGCGCGGACAUUAUCGAGACGGCUACCUACCAGAUGACGGUCGACUCGCUCUCAAGGGCAGGCCACUCGAGCGACACGCACGCCGCUGUGCUCGGCAAGGCUGUCGAGCUCGCCGCGGACGUGUCCGCCGCCUCGACGUCAGCCGUCGCGCUCAGCCUGGGCGCUUACGGCGCCACGCUGCCCGGCGCGCAGGAGUACCGCGGCUUCUAUGCGCCCCCGUACGGCCCCAAGGCCUACGUCGAGGACAGCGACGAGAACGUCAACUACUCUACCGGCGCCGAGUUUGACGGGCAUGUCGCGGCCCUCGCCGCGUGGCACCUCGACCGCCUGCGCGUGUACGCGGCCGAAAAGUCGUGGAACUCGAUCAAGUACCUUGCCUUCGAGACGGUCCCCCUCAUCUCAGAGUACAAGGGCAUCCGGCUCGCCGUCGAGCAGCUGUUCGCCGAGCUGCCGGCCGACGCCGCGCGCCCGCUGUUCUGGAUCGCGUCGGCGUUCCCCAACGGCCACCCGCAGCAGGACGGCAAGGGAGGCCGCGUGAGCGUCGACGUGCUCGUCGACGCGCUCCUCGAGGGCCCCGGCGCACGCCCGCACGGCAUCGGCAUCAACUGCACCGCGCCCGCGCUGCUCGACACGCUCGUGCCCGAGUUUACCGCGGCCGUCGCGGCGCACCCUGCCGGCCCGGCACCGUGGCUCGUAAUCUACCCCGACGGCGGCGACAUUCUCGACCUGGUCAACCGCAAGUGGAUCCGCCAGCCCGGCCAGUCGCCGCCCGAGUGGGCCGCCAAGCUCGCCGGCAUCGCGCGCUCCGCCGAGGCGGCGGGCGACGGCAAGACGUGGGGCGGCGUCAUUGUCGGCGGGUGCUGCGGCGCCAUGUUCUCCAAGAUCACGGCGCUGCGCCAGGCCUUGCUUUAGGGUUGGUUAGCGGGAAGACUGGACCUGGACUGUAGUAGUGUAUUCAUGUUGC